This is a messenger RNA of Giardia duodenalis, 2025 nucleotides long. RefSeq names its product Utp14 protein. Gene Ontology annotation, biological process: rRNA processing. The transcript has a single exon. Gene Ontology annotation, cellular component: nucleolus; small-subunit processome. Bases 1 to 2025 code for a protein of 674 amino acids. Lineage: Eukaryota; Fornicata; Diplomonadida; Hexamitidae. The record is from RefSeq and is a predicted model, not a curated record.
AUGUCCAGCAGUUCGUCUGUCCAUUUUGAAGAAAGCAGCGACGACGGAAGGUUUAUUCGAGUACACCCCCUCCUUCAGGCAGAUGAGAAUGAGCCAGAGAAAGUGACGCUUACUGGGUUUCUGGAUGACCUCAAAGACGCACUUGCCGACCAAGACAUGCUAGCUCUUAUGGCCGUGGAGAGGGACAACAUAUCAACGAAGAGCGCAAACGUUCACGUUAAAGGAGUCACAUCCUUCGAGCAGGCAGCAGCAGACCGAGUCCUUGUCCAACGGCAAGUAUUCAACGACGUCUUGAAGUGGAAACCUCUUUCAGCAGCGCAAACACGUGCAGAUGUUGUCCUUAACUUUGCAGAGGACGGCAUAUCGGUACAGCCAUCUUUUGAGCCAAUCAAGCAACCAAAGCGCAAGGACUACGAAAAGAAACUCAGCAAGGAUAGUAGCAACAUAGCCAAAGAGCUCUGUGGAGAUAGCGUUGAUGCCACCCUCAAAUUGGCUGGCCUUGUGCCUCUUGACGAGAGUGAUAGUGAGAACAUAAAGUCGAAAUUAGCCCAAGAACAAGAUUCCCUGGAUAUAAUGACCCAGCAACAAGAGGCCCACCGAUCCACUGCAGAGAUUGCUCGUCUUCGGUCGCUGCUCUACUACAAUGAACAAAAGUUAAAGGCCUGGGCGAAGAUUAAGUCCAAGAAGUUUCGUAAAGUGCACAACAGAGAUAAACGAUUAGCGCGACUUGAAAAGCGGCAGGAAGAGUGGAAGGAAAAGCAUCGCUCAGCGGUGAUGGAGCAGGCAGAGGACUUUCUAGAUUCGCAAUACAAGCUCACAAAUGCUUCACUUGACACUUUCCAGCAGCAGACACGCAGAAAUACUAAGGCAGACGAUGAGUUUGAGACCCAUAAGGUAGACGUCGACGAUGUGCCCGAGUACGGCGAGGCCCCCAUCGAUAGAAAUGCAAAGGGUGUAAUGAGACUUGCAUUCAUGACCAGGGCGCUACAGGAACAAAGGGAUGCACGAGAUGCUAUUGCCAAUGUCAGAGACAGUGAUUGGGAUAGCGCUGGUGACUCUGACGAAGAUGGUGGUGUCGUCAAAUCUGAAUCACAACCCCGGAUUCCACGCCCUAAUACAACUGAAAAUCAGGUCCUGAAGGCCCAUAUUGAUAUGAAGGAAGAUGACCAGCAACUGGAGCCAGAGCUUGUUGGCGAAAGAGAUAUUAUUCGCAAAGCUCAGCUAGCCAAGGUAAAGGAAGCAAAGACCAAGGGAAAGAUAAUCAUUAAGGGGUGUAACGUAGCAAAUAGAUCGGCUACUGUCAUUGACAACCCGUUUCUUAAGCGUUUCAGCUCAUCAAUUUCAGCCUCCUUGGCGACAUCAAACGAAAUACAUAUCAGCGACCUGCCAGCCAUAGCUAAUGAGAACGUCCUGCCAAAUGUCCCUCGUCCAGGUAAUGUUGCGGCCUCUGCACUCACAGCAGAUGUAGACCCAGAGCUGGAGUUUGCAGCUCAGAAAUACAGCCUUGCCCUCCAGGAAUCCCAGCCGGUUGCUCCAGAAAAGGAGCUGAUGGGAUGGGGAACCUGGUUUGGAGAAGGCAUGUCUACCUACGACAAGGAAAAGCUUACGUUUAGACAGGAAGCGCGGCGCGCAGCUGUCACUGCAGAACUAAAUAGAAGGAUGGGCAGACGGAGAGACAUUAGGGUUGCGAAUGUCUCUAUUAGCGAGGCGUCCAACCCUGCCAUUGUAGAGCUAUAUGCCGCACACGGGAUCCAAGGGAUAACUGACGAUGAAUACGCAACAUACCUAUCAACCGCCGUAGGCCCAGAGUGGCAAUCGAUGACAGGAUAUCGCGGAAGCAUACAAGCAGGGCGCCGGGUGGAGAAGGGACGCAUGAUUUUGCCCGCACAGCUUCCACAAGACUACCAAAAGAAGAUGGACGCGAGCCUAGAGAAGGAGCAAAAGUUACGGAAGCAGCUGGAGGCACAAAUGCAGCUAAUUCACAAAACAAAGCUAACCCAGCAGAGACGCAGCCUCAAACUAUAA